CUUUGAAUUCUAUUUCUGGAAUUUAAUAAAUUUCUUUGUCAUUGGAAUCUGUUGCUGGUGAAUUGUUUUGCUUCUUCCAAGUUUUUGAAUUUGCUUUUAUAGACAGUGACUUUUUCUCAAAGAUGUACCUAUGAUAUUGGUUGGGUUGGCAUGUUGGCAUUGAUUCUUGGCACUUGUAGUAUUGUAGUCUCUGUAUAAUUCCUUUGGCUAUAAACAGUAUCACUGGUCUCUGAUUUCCUCAGUGACUUAGGAUAUGGUUGUUGUUGGAGACUGUGGAUCCUGGCAGUUGUAGCAGUGAGCUGGGUGAGUGGCUGGGUCCUUGGACCCCUGGGUAGUUAGUGUCACCUGUGUGAUGGCAGUAGCAGUAGUAGAACAACCCUCUGGCUCCAAAGCAUUCUGCAUUGUUGUUGGUGGCUGUAUUAGGCUGGGUGAGUUGGUCCCCUGUGCCACAGGUGUUGCAUGCAGGUGGAAGCUAGCUGUGGUAGUAGUAGUACGUUGGGUGGGCUCAUCUUUAGGUCUCUGGGAGAGUAUUCAGGUGCCAAUGGUGGUAGAUUGGUCACAGCCAUUCUUAGUACCCUGGAUUGUAUGCUUAGGCAUAGGGGUGGAGUCUGGCAGGGCGGGCCUAUCCUCAGGCCUCCUGGUGGUGUAUGCAAGUGGUAGGCAGUAGUAGAGUGAACCAAGCCACCUAGUGGAAUGCCCAGGUGGUGGUGGCAGUGGCUGUGAUGUGGCCCAGCUGCGGGGGAGAGUGGGGUUGCUUUUACUGGCAGCAGUCGUAGACAAUUGGCUGGGGAGCAUGCACUUUGGCUCCAGGUAGUGGCUGCAGGUGGGGUAGCGUUUCCUCGGGGCACUUGAAAAUCCAUGGUGGCUCUGCUGCUGUGAAUACCAGGGUUCUGCCAGUGGCUCAUGGUUUGGCCUCAGCAGUGCAAUGGAAGUUGCUGUGAGUGAGGGAGUCUGUAUUUAGGGCUCGUGAAAAUACACAGCAGUCCCACUGCUGGGAGUAUUGUAGUUAUUGCCAGUGGCUUACAUUUUGGCUCUGACAACAGCAGUUAGCACUCGUGGUGUCUGUGGGUAGGGGACAUCAGAGAGGUUGCAAGGAUGUGGAGACAGGAGCUGUUGAUCCCCAUGGCAGGAUGCGGUCUAGUAGAGUCUGGGAUCUCAGGAUAGUGAUGUGCAAGUUGCUUAAGACUUGGGGGUGUGUGGAACCCAGCAUGAAUUUCCUCUUUGGAGCAAUGCCAUCAUGUGAUUUCCAAGUAGUUCCUCUGUCAGUCGCAUGGUCCUAAAGGGUUGAGGCGCUCUCCUAUGGCUAGGAUUGCAGGAGUCCUUGAUAGUAAUGUGGACCACUUGGGGUGUUUCUCUUGCCCUUUACCCACGCUGAAGAGCCUCUCCAGGCUCCCAGCUGAUUCUGGCUGAGCAGGCUGCCCUGAUUUCCUCUCCUUCCUUGCCUUAGGUGUUCCUUGUCACUUCUUGUUGAAUUCAGUGUUCUCUCUUACAUGAUCUAUUCUAACUAUGAUUGUCAACUUGUUAUUUUGGUUCUUCUUUAUGGAGGAGGCAAGUACCAGAUGCCUACAGGCAUUCUUCUGUGCCUCCGACUUCAUAUUUUUUUUGAUGCUACUCUUAUUAUAAAUGGUCUACCCCAGAUCCAGACACACACAGGUGUCUUAUAAUGGUCUACCUACCCCAGGUCCAGACACACACAGGGUAGACACUGGGCAGAUGUUUCUUUGAAGAACAAGUAAAUGAAUAAAAUAUGUAAGUGGAAAGUAUUAAUGUAAUAAUGGGUCAUGUCUGCUCAUUUUCAGGAUUCUUUUCUCAGAAUUCUACAAACAUGGAAGUGGGGGUAGAGAAAGCAAAUGGAUAAUGUAAUGCAGGGUUGAGAAUUGGUGGGAAAAUGAGUGGUUUUGAACCUCAGGAAAAGGCUAGGUAGAGAGGUGAGAUAGGGAUGUGGGAAAGAGCAAAGAUCAAUAACUAAUCAAAAAGCAGUUUUUUUUUGUUUUUUUCUGACAGACUUGAGCCAUACUUCUAAUUCUGUGGGAGCUGGCACUUUUCAGUUUGUAUUAGUCCAUUCUUACACUGCUAUAAAGAAAUACCUGAGACUGGGUAAUUUAUAAAUAAAAGAGGUAUAAAUGGCUCAUGAUUCUCUACAGGAUAUACAGGAAGCAUGGCUGCGGAGGCCUCAGGCAAAUUACAAACAUGGUGGAAAGCAAAGGAGAAGCAGGCAUGUCUUACAUGAGUGGAGCAGGAGGCAGAGGGCUGGGGGCAGCUACACACUUUUUACACAACCAAGUCAAGUGAGAACUGUAUCACGAGAAGAGUACCAAAGGGGGAAAUCCACCUCUGUGAUCCAAUCACUUUCCACCAGACCCCACUUCCAAAACUGGGGAUUAUAAUUUGACAUGAGAUUUGGGCAGAGACACAAAUCCAAACCAUAUUAUUCUGUCCCUGGCCCCUCCCAAGUCUCAGGUACUCACAUUCCAAAAUUCAGUCAUCCUUCUCAACAGUCCUCAGAGUCUUAACUCAUUCCAGCAUUAACUUACAAGUCCACAGUCCAAAAUCUCAUCUGAGACAAGGCAAGUCCCUUCUGCCUAUAAGCCUGUAAAAUAAAAAAUGGGUUAGUUAUUACUUCCAACAUACAGUGAGGGUACAGGCACUGGGUAAAUACUUCUUUUCCAAAAGGGAGAAAUUAGCCAAAAGAAAGGGGCUACAGGCCCCAUGUAAGUUUGAAACCCAGCAAGGGAGUCAUUAAAUCUUAAAGCUCCAAAUAAUCUCCUUUGAUUCCACAUCUCACUUCCAGGGCACACUGGGGCAAGGGGUGGGCUCCUAAGGUUGGGAAGCUGCACCUCUGAGGCUUUGCAAAGUAAAGCCCCUGAGGCUGCUUUCAUGGGCUAGUGUUCAUGCACCUGCGGCUUUUACAUGUGCAUGGUACAAGCUCCUGGUUGAUCUACCAUUCUGCAGUCUCGAAGACAAUGGCCCUCUUCUCACAGCUCCACUAGGUAGUGCCCCAGUGGGGCUCUGUGUGAGGGAUUCAACCCCAGAUUUCCCUUCAGUACUGCCCUAGUAGAGAUUCUCCAUGACGGCUCUGCUCCUGCAGCAGGGUUCUGCCUAGACAUUUAGGCUUUUCUACACAUACUCUGAAAUCUAGGCAGAGGCUCCCGAAGCCUUAACUCUUGCACUCUGAACAUUGGCAGGCUAAACACCUCAUAGAAACACCAAGUUUUAUGGCUUGCACAUUCUGAAGCAGCAGCCUGAGCUGUAUCUGAAGUCCUUUCAGCCACCCCUGGAGGCAGAGGGGUCAGGAUAUGGGGAGCAGUGUCUUGAGCCUGUGCAGGGAAGUGGGACCCUGGUCCCUGUUCAUGAAACCAUUCUUCCUUCUUAGACCUACAUGCCUGUGAUGGAAGGAACUGCUGCAAAGGUUUCUGAAAUGCUUUGAAAGUCUUUUCCCCUUUGUCUUGGCCAUCAGCAUUUGACUAUUCUUUACUUAUGCAAAUUUCUGUAGCUGGCUUGAACUCCUCCUCCAAAAAGGCCUUUUCUUUUCUACCACAUGGCCAGCCUUCAAAUUUUUCAAACUCGUACACUUUGCUUCCCUUUUAAAUAUAAGUUUCAGUUUCAGGUCAUUUCUUUGCUCACGCAUAUGAACAUAGGUUGUUAGAAGCAGCAGGCUAUAUCUUGACUGCUUUGCUGCUUAGAAAUUUCUCCUGUCAGUAACCUAAACCAUCACUCUCAAGUUCAAAGUUCCACAUACCCCUAGAUGCCUCCAGGCUCUUUGUUAAUGCAUAACAAAAAUGACCUUUACACUAGUUCCCAAGAAGUUCCUCAUUUUCAUCUGAGACCUUCUUAGCUGGGAUUUCAUUGUCCAUAUCACUAUCAGGAUUUUCAAAGCAACCGUUCAACAAGUCUCUAGGAAGUUACAAAUUUUCCUCAUCUUCCUGUCUUUUUCUCAGCCCUCCAAAUUGGUCCAACCUCUACCUGUUACCCAGUUCCAAAUGCAAAUUCACAUUUUCAGGUAUCUUUAUACCAAUGCCCCUGUCCUUGUUACCAAUUUUCCAUAUUAGUUCAUUCUUGCACUGCUAUAAAGAAAUACCUGAGACUGAGUGAUUUAUAAGGAAAAGAGGUUUAAUUGACUCACAAUUCUACAGGUGUACAGGAAGCAUGGCUAGGGAGGCCUCAGGAAACUUACAAGCAUGGUGGAAGGCAAAGGGGAAGCAGGCAUGUCUACAUGGCCAGAGCCAGGAGGAAGAGAGAGAGGUGGGAAGUGCCACAGACUUUUUAAAUAACCAGAUCUAGUGAGAGCUCUAUCAUGAAAACAAUACCAAAGGGGGAAAUCCACCCCCAUGAUCCAGUCACCUCCCACCAGGUCCCACCUCCAACACUGGGGAAUCACAACUUGGCAUGAGAUUUGGGCAGGGAUGCAAAUCCAAAUUAUAUCACAGUUCUUUCUGGAACGUUGCUCAUGUAGCUUCCUACAUAUGUGCAACUAUCCUCCUCUUUUUCUCCUCAUACCUGCCUACCCCCUCUGUUCAUAUUCCCCUCUCAAAAUCUCUUUCUGUUUUUCUUUUCUUAGUGACUUUCAAGAUGUCCUUUUAACUAGGAAUAGAACCUGUCAGAUAUGCUAACAUAACUGUAUCUGCUUUCAAAUUGUGUGACCUCUUGUUGAUGGUGAGCAACAUAUUUUCAACUUCUGUGAGUGACAGUAGAGUAAAAUUCUGAUGAGCUGAAGUCAGACUACGCAUUUUUGGAAAGCAGCUAAACCUCUUUGAGCCUCCAGGAAGACGUCCUCUCUCUAUCAAAUGCGGACUUUUAGAAAUAAUACUCUCUCAGCCACGUAUGCCACCCAGUAUUAUUAUCACGUGCCAUUACUGUUUGGUAGUUAUUUAUGUUCAUGUCAUCUUGGCUAGAUUGUGAACUUUUAAAAGGCAAGCCUUCUGCCUUUUACCUUUAUAUUCCCAUGCAUGCUUUGUAUGCUUAAGUGGUUAGCCACUUAAUAUAUUUUAAAAGAGAUAAUGUAUCCAUGUUAUUGAGUUAAAAUAAUCCAUGGAAGGCAUCUAUUACAAUGAUUGGCAUAUAGUAGAUAUUUAGUCAGUUAUAUUAGAGCACUCAGUCAAUAUGGGGAAUUUUGCUUCAUUUCCUCCUCUUUAAUUGAUUCUCCCAUUUCACAUACAUUGUCCUUCGGCUGAUUUUAGGAGCCUAUUUAUUUAUCUGCCUAUUUUUCAUUUUGAAGUAUUUUUUUUGACUUUCAAAGAAGACACAAGAAUAGCAUAAGGAAAUCCCACAUUCCAUGGAUGUAUGCUUAGUAUAUUGUAUCAAGGAGGCACAAAACAUCCCUUUACUGGUGGUGUUAAUUUUGAUCAUUUGAUUAAGGUGGCAUCUGUCAGAUCUUUCUACCAUAAAGAUGCUAUAUUUCAUGCUGUUAAUAGAGAAAAACCCUAGGCUGGGUAAUUAUAAAGGAAAGAGGUUUAAUUGACUCACAGUUCCAUAUGGCGGGGGAAGCCUCACAAUCAUGGCAGAAAGCAAAUGAGGAGCAAAGUCACAUCUUACAUGGCAGCGGGCAAAGAGAGCAUGUGCAGGGGAACUCCCCUUUGUAAAACCAGCGGAUCCCAUGAGACUUAUUCACUAUCAUGACAAAAGCACAAGAAAGAUCCACCCCCCAUGAUUCAGUUACCUACCAUCAGGUCCCUCCCACAACGUGUGAGAAUUAUGGGAGCUACAAUUCAAGAUGAGAUUUGAGUGGGGACACAGCCAAACCAUAUCAGAUACUUUUUUUUUUUUUUGAGACGGAAUCUUGCUCUGUCGCCCAGGCUGGGGUGCAGUGGCACGAUCUCAGCUCACUGCAACCUCUACCUCCCGGGUUCAAGCGAUUCUUCUGCCUCAGCCUCCUGAGUAGCUGGGACUACAGGCUCCCACCACCACACCCAGAUAAUUUUUGUGUUUUUAGUAGAGACAGGGUUUCACCAUAUUGGCCAGGCUUGUCUCGAACUCCUGAACUUGUGAUCCGCCUGCCUUGGCCUCCCAAAGUGCUGAGAUUAGAGGUGUGAGCUGCUGCGCCUGGCCCAGAUACUAUGUUUUUCCAUUGUAGUUCAUAAGUGUCUGGUGGGGAAAUACUGUAAAUAUCUUGCUUCUCAUCACAUUUUUACUAAGUUUAGCCCAGUUUAGCCAGUUUAUUAAGUUUAACAGUCCAUUGAUGAUUGUUUCCUGAAACAAAUUAUCAUACAGUUUACCAUGUAGUGACUUUUCUAUUCACAUCAUUCCUUCUAUAUCUAUUAGUUAGCAUUUUACCAUAAUAAAGAGUUUUUCUUUCCUCUUCAUUUAGCUUUGUAUUCAUUUGUUAACUUACAUUAGUAUAGACUCAUGGAAUCUUAUUUUGUUAAAUUGAUUAUGCAUCAAAAUCAUCAUUUUGUUUAUUUGUUUUUUUUUCUUAAAUUGUGCAGAUGGUAAAAUUGGAUGGGUGGCAGAGAUGGCUUUGAGUACUCUUGUUUCAGUUUGGGGGUGUGCCAAACAGCAGGCCCAGAGGAUAAGCAUUCAUGUGGUUUACACCAGUUUAACAAGGACCAACAUGAAAGAGAAAAUAGUUGUAGAUUACUCUGAAAUAUAUUGUUUCCUCUGUGUUUCAGGAAAUAAAAAGGGUCAGUUGGAGGUAGUUUAGUCACUAAGGCCACUGCAACUUCCUCUCUUAACUCUUAGCAGCUGGAGAUGUUUUGCUGUAGACACACAGUUUGAACAUAAAAGGGACUUCAGUACUAGUGCUAAUAACAUCCAGAUUGAUAAAACCAAGCCUUUGUGGCACAACUAUUUCUUAUGUGGACUUAAAGGAAUUCAGGAACACUUUGGUCUUAGUAACCUGACUGGAAUGAACUGCCUGGUAGAUGGAAAUAUCCCACCAAGUUCUGGCCUCUCCAGCUCCAGUGCUUUGGUCUGUUGUGCUGGCUUGGUGACGCUCACAGUGCUGGGAAGGAAUCUAUCCAAGGUGGAACUUGCAGAAAUCUGUGCCAAGAGUGAGCGUUACAUUGGCACUGAAGGAGGAGGCAUGGACCAGUCUAUAUCAUUUCUUGCAGAAGAAGGAACUGCCAAGUUGAUAGAAUUUAGUCCUCUGAGGGCAACCGAUGUAAAACUCCCAAGUGGAGCAGUGUUUGUGAUUGCCAACAGUUGUGUGGAGAUGAAUAAGGCAGCAACUUCCCAUUUCAAUAUCAGGGUGAUGGAGUGUCGGCUGGCUGCGAAGCUCCUGGCUAAAUACAAAAGCUUGCAAUGGGACAAAGUACUGAGGCUGGAGGAGGUGCAGGCUAAACUAGGGAUUAGUCUAGAAGAAAUGCUGUUGGUCACAGAAGAUGCCCUUCAUCCUGAACCCUAUAACCCUGAGGAGAUCUGCAGGUGUCUGGGAAUUAGCCUGGAGGAACUCCGAACCCAAAUCCUGAGUCCAAACACUCAAGAUGGGAUCAUACUGCACAUCCCUCAGUGCUGUGAUGAGAACUUUAUGAGGUUCAAGCAAUUCUCCCACUUCAGUCUCUCAAAUAGCUGGGAUUACAUGCACCCACCAUCAUCAUGCCCAGUGCUCAUCUUCAAACUCUAUCAGCGGGCAAAGCAUGUGUACAGCGAGGCUGCGCGAGUGCUCCAGUUUAAGAAGAUAUGUGAAGAAGCACCUGAAAACAUGGUCCAGCUGCUGGGAGAGUUGAUGAACCAGAGCCACAUGAGCUGCCGGGACAUGUAUGAGUGCAGCUGCCCCGAGCUGGAUCAGCUGGUGGACAUCUGUCGGAAGUUUGGGGCUCAAGGGUCACGACUUACUGGAGCAGGAUGGGGAGGCUGCACAGUAUCAAUGGUACCUGCGGACAAGCUGCCCAGCUUUCUAGCAAAUGUGCACAAAGCUUAUUACCAGAGGAGUGAUGGAAGCUUAGCACCGGAGAAGCAAAGUUUGUUUGCUACCAAACCUGGAGGUGCUUUGGAAAUACCAGCCAGCUCAUGCAUCUUAAGAUAAUAUAAAAUCAAUGGACUCUGACCUCCAAAAUUGAAGAGAACACGAUUAAACUCUGGACCAGUACUACUAUAGUGCGACUGUAAGAGGAAGAAAAUAAUCAAGACAACGAUUACUUUUGUGUUUCUAAAAAACUGUGAAUAAAAUAUAACUUCAUAUUUAGCAUAAAGUUACCAUUUGAUAUAUUAAAAUAAAGGAAAUUCUACAAAGCA
Messenger RNA from Homo sapiens (human), 8169 nucleotides. RefSeq names its product galactokinase 2 (gene GALK2). Gene Ontology annotation, biological process: carbohydrate phosphorylation; carbohydrate metabolic process; galactose metabolic process. The record is from RefSeq and is a predicted model, not a curated record. Gene Ontology annotation, molecular function: ATP binding; galactokinase activity; kinase activity. Gene Ontology annotation, cellular component: cytoplasm. Bases 6842 to 7960 code for a protein of 372 amino acids. The transcript has 11 exons. NCBI's taxonomy places the organism in Eukaryota, Metazoa, Chordata, Mammalia, Primates, Hominidae.